This is a messenger RNA of Marasmius oreades (fairy-ring Marasmius), 1008 nucleotides long. RefSeq lists its product as uncharacterized. Gene Ontology annotation, molecular function: 2-oxoglutarate-dependent dioxygenase activity. The transcript has 10 exons. The coding region runs from base 1 to 1008 and encodes 335 amino acids. The record is from RefSeq and is a predicted model, not a curated record. Gene Ontology annotation, cellular component: cytoplasm. Lineage: Eukaryota; Fungi; Basidiomycota; Agaricomycetes; Agaricales; Marasmiaceae.
AUGGUCGCAGCACCCCCAACAACGGCUUUCUCCUCCAGUCACCACACUGGCUCGUUGGACGUGUACUCUCACUAUGAUUGUACUACUCAUAUUGGGACACAGUUCACCGACGUCCAGCUGUCACUGCUCCUCAAGGAUUUAAACUCUGAUGUCCUUAUCAAAGACCUCGCCACCCUCGUUUCUCAGCGUGGAGUCGUAUUUUUUUCAAACCAAGAUCUGACAGUCGGACAACAACGCGAGCUCGGAGAGCGACUUGGGAGACUCUCGGGAAAACCUGAAACGAGUGGCCUACAUAGACAUCCCAUUUCGGAAGACACACCCGAGUUGGCUGCUGAUAUCUCGGUGAUUUCGUCCAUGGGUGGGAUAGCGCGCGCGGGGGAUCAUAAGAGUACUCGUGCAAGCAGAGGAUGGCACUCCGACAUCACUUUCGAAAAGGUUCCUUCGGAUUAUGCGAUCCUCAAAAUGUGCACCAUCCCUGAAACUGGUGGCGACACCCUGUGGGCAUCGGGCUACGAAGCAUAUGACCGACUUUCCCCGGCAUUCCAAAAGUUCCUUGAGGGACUUACUGCCGUCCAUAAUGCCGACUUCUUCAACGAGUAUGCCAUAAAGGCGGGUUUGAAGAUCCAAAACCCAAGGGGCUCCCCUGAGAACAGCGGAACAGAUCUAACUGCCAUUCACCCGGUCAUAAGAACCCACCCAGUGACCGGUUAUAAGACACUGUUUGUCAACCGUACUUUCACUAAGAGCAUCGUAGAGCUCUCGCCUGACGAGAGUGACAACGUGCUAGAAUAUCUAUUCGAUCAUGUUGCAGAGAACCACGACUUACAGGUUCGUUACAAAUGGAACAAAAACGAUGUGGCGAUCUGGGAUAACAGGGCUACCUUCCAUACCGCUACACAUGAUUACGACGCGGACAGACAGGGUAAUCGCGUGGUUAGUUUGGGGGAGAGACCGUACUUUGACCCCAAAUCUAAUUCGAGAAGGGCAGCGUUGGGAGUAGCGGUUUGA